Arachis ipaensis is the source of this 891-nucleotide messenger RNA. The record is from RefSeq and is a predicted model, not a curated record. Lineage: Eukaryota; Viridiplantae; Streptophyta; Magnoliopsida; Fabales; Fabaceae.
UUUGAGAGCUCAUCCCCACUCUUUUAAAUGAGUUGAUAGCAAGAGAUCUCUCAUAGGAGAGAUUUUUAAGAAGAGAGCCAAGAAAAUAAUACUAAUAAUAAUAAUAAUAAUAACAAUAAUAAUAAUGGUUUCAAGAGAGCAAAAGAGAGCAGCACUACUGCAUGAGAAGCUUCAACUCCUUCGUUCUAUUACCAACUCUCAUGCUGUGAACAAAACCUCCAUCAUAAUCGAUGCAUCAAAGUAUAUUGAAGAGCUUAAAGAAAAGGUAGAAAGACUCAAUCAAGAAAUAGCCACAGCAGAAACUUCAAAUCAUCAUCAUCACCAUAAUCCUAAUUUGCCUAUGGUGACAGUAGAAACCCUAGAAAAGGGAUUUAUGAUAAAUGUAAUUUCAGCAAGAAGCUGCCAAGGACUACUUGUUUCAAUUCUUGAAGCCUUUGAAGAGAUGGGUCUCACAGUUCUUGAAGCUAGGGUUUCUUGUACGGACACUUUUCGAUUCCAAGCAGUUGGAGGAGAAGUAAGAUCACAUACACAUACACAUUCUAUAUAUAAACACAAAAAAUUGAAUAAUAACACAACAUUUGUAUAUGAUCAAUCUCAUCAUUAUUAGGUGAAAAUUCAAGAGCAAUUAAUUUUUUAUAAAGUUGAUAGUUUAGGACUAUUAGAUAAUAAUUUAGUUAAACCUCUUAAAUUAUUUAACGAUUCUUAACUAUUAAUUUUAUGUGAAGUUAAUUGCAUUAUAGUUUUUCCCUAACCAUUGUUACCUUGUGUUAUUACUCCAUAGGCUUUUGGAAGUCACAUGUUGUCCUUGUAUAAAACAUUUGUUCCUCUCUCUCUCUCAUCAUCUCUCUAUUGAGGGAAAAAUAUAAAAAAGGAAUAGGAUCUAUGUAGUUA